GAGCGGAGGUCGCCAGCAUUUAACCUCCAAAUCAGCACCUUCCCGGAGAACAACAGCAGCGCGCUCCAGCUGUUCUGUCACCAGGAAGGAGUUAAGGAUGUGAAUGUUUCUGAACUUAUGAAGAAGCUAGACAUCCUUGGCGAUAACGGGAAUUUGAGAAACGAAGAACAGGUUGCAAUAAUUCAAGCUGGAACAGUGCUUGCCCUGUGCGAAAAGAGGGACCGGGGAGGCCAGAGGAGGAAUCAGAGGGAGCUGCCGUGGGGCCGUCUGGGCUGGAGGGAGACGUUGCAGAGAGCAGAGGGAGCCCAAGGGCAGUGGCUGAAGCAGAUAGAGGGCACUGAGGCGGCCCUGACUCAGAAGAUGCUGGAUCUAGAGAAGGAAAAGGACCUAUUCAGCAGGCAGAAGGGCUACCUGGAGGAGGAGCUGGACUACAGGAAGGAAGCCCUCGACCAGGCGCACCUGGGCUGACACCAUGUUUGGGGGCCCUGCAAGUGCCACGUGGCCGCCAUCAGAAUGCCCUGUUCGUGUCCUGACUGGAGCGACUGUACAGAGAAAUGGUUGCUCUUCUCCAAACCAAUCAUGAUUUUCAAAAAUUGUUA
Messenger RNA from Suricata suricatta (meerkat), 599 nucleotides. Its product is annotated as janus kinase and microtubule-interacting protein 3-like. The transcript is spliced from 7 exons. The coding region runs from base 118 to 468 and encodes 116 amino acids. Lineage: Eukaryota; Metazoa; Chordata; Mammalia; Carnivora; Herpestidae. The record is from RefSeq and is a predicted model, not a curated record. Gene Ontology annotation, molecular function: microtubule binding; GABA receptor binding; kinase binding.